UUUUGGGGUUAGUUUUUGUGGUUGUUCCAAGUCUCUAAUAGCUCUGCCUUCUCGAUCUCUCUCUUCCUCUUUUCGACAAGCCAUAACGUUUAUGCAAUUCAUUUAAUUUAGUUUUUUUUUUCCUUUUCUUCUUGCUUUUUUUUUUGGUCAGCUUGUGGUUUCCAUUUUGAUUCAUCGAAUUGUGACGCGUUUUUUCCUUUUUUUUUUUUCAAAAAUUUCUCGUUUUUAUCUUAUAUAUGCAGUGCUUGUAAAUGGAUUCAAUUUUGUGAAGUGAGAGAGUUUGUUAUUUUUUUCUUUGCUUAUAUUUGUUUUUCGCGAGUUAUCUUUGAUCUGUGGCUUGAGUGAACCCGAGCUCUGAGGCUCGGGGAACUGAGGAUCCGAAAAGCUGAUGGCAGGCGAGAGUGGCAGUGAUGCUGGACCCGACUCCAGUCCUUGUUAUUUGCAGAAAUUCAGACUCUACGAGACUCGCUCGAACUUCUAUAUGAUUGGAAGAGACAAGAAUAGAACUCUUUGGAUGGUACUAAAGAUUGAUCGGUUGGACCCAUCAGAACUUACUGUUAUUGAAGAUUCUACAGCAUACUCGGAAAUUGAAUGCUUUGAUCUGUUAAGAAGGAUACAUGAAGGAAACAGGUCCUCAGGCGGACUUAAAUUUGUUACAGCUUGUUAUGGAAUUGUUGGGUUUAUAAAAUUUUUGGGAUCUUAUUCCAUGAUGCUGAUCACAAAAAGAAAGAAGAUUGGUGCAAUUUGUGGCCAUACUGUCUAUGCCAUUUCCAAGAGCGAGAUGAUACCGAUUUCAAAAUCUCCUAAUCAGUCCAAUAUGGCUUAUUCUAAGAAUGAAAAAAGAUACAAGAAGCUUCUCUUGACAGUGGAUCUCACAAAGGACUUCUUUUUCAGCUACACAUACAAUGUCAUGCAUAGUCUUCAAAGGAAUUUAUGUAGGAAUGAGACAGGAGAAGUACACUAUGAAACAAUGUUUGUCUGGAAUGAGUUCUUAACUCGAGGGAUUCGCAAUACUCUCAAGAAUACUUUAUGGACUGUUGCUUUGGUAUAUGGCUUUUUCAAGCAGGUGAAACUUUCUGUCUCUGGCAGGGAUUUUUGUUUAACUCUCAUUUCAAGACGUUCUCGACAUUAUGCUGGGACAAGAUACAUGAAACGUGGAGUUAAUGAGAAAGGUAGAGUGGCAAAUGAUGUUGAGACAGAACAAAUUGUGUUUGAAGAUGUUCAUGAAGGGUGCCCUACACAAAUAAGUUCUGUUGUCCAGAAUAGAGGCUCUAUUCCACUUUUCUGGUCUCAAGAAACUUCACGCUUGAAUUUGAAACCGGACAUUAUAUUAUCAAAGAAAGAUCCAAAUUAUGAGGCCACAAGACUACAUUUCGAAGAUCUUGUUAGGAGAUACGGAAAUCCAAUAAUCAUCUUGAAUUUGAUAAAGAGGUUUGAGAAGAAGCCUCGUGAAUCUAUUCUUCGUGCAGAGUUUGCAAAUGCCAUCAGAUUUAUCAAUAAAAGCUUAUCCAAAGAGAACCGUCUGAGGUUCCUUCACUGGGACCUGAACAGACACUCCAGAAAAGCUACAAAUGUGUUGACACUUUUAGGCAGAGUGGCUGAUUAUGCAUUAAACUUAACGGGCAUAUUUUACUGUCAAGUAACAUCAAAUCGUAGACAAGAUGGGUUAUUGACUUUAUCUUGCUUAGUGAAAAGUGAUGAGUGCCCUGCCAAAAUUCCUUCGGAAAAAAGUGAUGAUUUUGAGAAGUGGGAAACAGAUGUUGCUAAUGAUAAUGAGAGCAUUAGUGAGAAUGCAAAACCUCCCAUGUUUCAAACUGGAGUACUCAGAACCAAUUGCAUUGACUGUCUUGAUCGGACUAAUGUUGCUCAAUAUGCCUAUGGAUUGGUGGCUCUUGGACACCAGCUCCAUGCUAUGGGCUUCACAGAAUCCCAAACUAUUGAUCAAAACAGUCCUUUGGCUGAGGAUUUAAUGAGUGUUUAUGAAGCAAUGGGUGACACACUUGCUUUACAAUAUGGUGGUUCUGCGGCACACAACAAGAUAUUUUGCCAGCGGAGAGGCCAAUGGAAAGCAGCAACUCAGUCACAAGAGUUCUUCAGAACUUUGCAACGCUAUUAUAGCAAUGCAUACAUGGAUGCAGAGAAGCAAAGUGCAAUUAAUUUGUUCUUGGGUCACUUUCAGCCGCAACAGGGUAAACCAGCCCUCUGGGAGUUGGAUUCAGUCCAACACUAUUCAAUAGGAAGGAAUGGUCCUAAUCGUUAUAAUGAGAAUGCUAGGCCAUCUUUUAAAAGAUCACUGUCUGAUGGCAACAUUGUCUGUGACAUGGACUCACCCUUGGCUCCUUCAAAUAUUGGACACCGUCAGCCUUUGUGUGAAAAUAGAGGAACUUUUAAUGGUCUUUCUGAGUCCACUCCAGAGAUCCCAACAUCUGAAAUUUCUUAUUCCAGAAUGUCUUGCAGGCAGCUUUUCGGAGAUAUGGAGGACCAAUUUCUUGAAAUUGAUGGUAUUUGUUAUGAUGAAAAUGGUGAUGAAUGUAAUUGCACCAAUUUUGAUCUGGACUGGCCUUCGUCAUCAGGAAAUUCAUGUGAUGAUGAUAUAUUUGACAGAUCUACAACAGGCCUAUCCUCAGAAAAUAUUGGCGCUGAACUAAAAAUUGAUAUGACUACAUCUCCAAGUGAGUCCGGUUCAAGCAUAAAGGGAGGGGACAGAACUGCAUCUGAACUCACUUGUGGCCGUAUUCUGGAUGAAUUUUCUGAGAGUUUUGUUAAUUGGGUAACUCAUGGAGAUAUGCUUAUUCCUUCAAAGUUUAUCUCAAAAGUAGUUCCAUGAUAAAAUAUUGUUUCAACAACCAAAUCGAACCCAUCCGAAGGAUGUGUAUUCAUUUCUAAAUAAAAAAAUAAAACAAAUGUGAUGAGAUUGAACCAAGGAGAAGAGUUGUGGUUUCUGCUGAGGAAAAAAGUAAGGUUGAACUGGGAAGAAAAUAGAGUUAUGGCAUCUGCUGAGGAAAAAAGUAAGCUUCGACUACGGAUUACAAUUGCACAGGGAAGGGAUAGCUUUUGGAGGAAGCAAAAUUUGUACAUAGCUAUGAUUUACUUUGGAUCUCUGACCAACUCAAUCUGCAAAAGAUUGUAAACGUGAAAUACCACAGGUGUCGGCCCUGUAAAUAUUUCAAUAUUUUGUUAAAUAGAUAUUCUUCUCAACCCUUUCGACAUUAUUUGCAUGCUUGUAAUACCUUAUAGUUAAACUAUUUUUCUUUUGGAAAUACCAUCUCUGCAUUCAAAAUUUA
This is a messenger RNA of Gossypium raimondii (Peruvian cotton), 3284 nucleotides long. RefSeq names its product phosphoinositide phosphatase SAC2. Gene Ontology annotation, cellular component: intracellular membrane-bounded organelle. Gene Ontology annotation, molecular function: phosphatidylinositol-3,5-bisphosphate 5-phosphatase activity. The transcript is spliced from 16 exons. Lineage: Eukaryota; Viridiplantae; Streptophyta; Magnoliopsida; Malvales; Malvaceae. Bases 389 to 2827 code for a protein of 812 amino acids. The record is from RefSeq and is a predicted model, not a curated record. Gene Ontology annotation, biological process: phosphatidylinositol dephosphorylation.